AAGUUCCUUCCUGCUUUCUUUAUGCAACUAGUGUCAUCCAGUGUCAGGAAGGGAAUGAUGAAAUGUACAAUCUCAUGCAGCUGGGCUUUAAUUGCUCUGUUGUGAGACAAGGGAGAAAAGAGAGACAACCCAAGCAUCUGCCUGGCCAGAUAAUAUAAACCCUAACCACUCAAGGAUCUUCUACUUCUGUUUUGCCUAUCCGGAGUGCAAAAUCAACUUAAAGAAAACAGGAAGAUGGACAGAAAUGCAGCUGGGAAGGGGAAAAUCCGGCUCUCUAAGAGCCUCUCAGCAGGUGAAAAAGAAGCUGUGGCUUAUAGAAGAGAAGCAGUGAAAAAGGGGCUUGCCAAGCUUGGAAUCUCAGCUGAUGUGAACAAAAUGCCCAAUAUUGCAAUCCUGGGAUCGGGGGGAGCUCUGCGGGCAAUGAUUGCCCUUUAUGGGACACUGGUGGAGUUAAAGAAGAGCAAUAUAUUGGACUGUAUUACAUAUCUAGCUGGAGUGUCGGGUUCUACCUGGUGUAUGUCAUCCAUCUACAAAUAUGAUGACUGGCCACAGAAAAUAGAGUCCUUGGAAAAACUUCAAGUUGAUAAGCUUGCCCAAAACAAGUGGAGUGUGAAAGAGGGAACAGGAGCUGUAGCUGAUGCUGCAGAUGAAGAAAACUACUCUCUGACUGAUUUUUGGUCCUAUAUAAUUGUCCAUCAGUUGCUAACAGAGUUGGAUGAGGCUGAACUUUCUACACAUAAAGUGCCUGCGGAAAGAGGGCGAGUUCCCUAUCCUAUCUAUGCGGCUGUGGACAAAAACACCUACCAUGAACAAAAUGAAGGCACCUGGUUUGAAUUUACCCCACAUGAAGUUGGAGUUCCUGGCCUAGGAGCAUAUGUAGACAUCAGAUACUUUGGGAGUGUAUUCGAAAACUGCCAACUGAAAGAAGAGAAAGAGCAGAAAAACAUCUGCUAUCUACAGGGUUUAUGGGGAAGUGCCCUUGGCAGUGAGAAAGAAAUUAUUGAGUCUAUAACAGAUUCCAUAGGUUUAUUUCCAAACCAGAACAGAUCGAGAGCUAGAGAUGAUGAAACUUGGGAUUUUCAGGUUGUUAGCACAUUCUACCAAGCCUAUCAGUGUGUUGUGGAGCUACACUUGCGUGUAGUAGAUGGCAAAGAAGUGGAUGCACUUUUUGACCGCCUUGAAAAGCUCCUGAACACCCCCAAGACCACCAAAAGCUAUGAAAUGGUCCGAAAGAUGCGCAAGACCUGGUCUUCUUCAGAUGCAACAAAAAGAAAGAAUGACUGUAUUGGGCUGGGCAAAACUUUGGAGUCAGAUUUUGGAGAUAAAGUAGUGGACAAACCUAUGAAAGUAAUGAAAGAUGGCAGUCAAGCAGUCUCUUCUGGAAGCAAAGAAGGUGAUCAGCUGACUCCAAGGGGAAAACCUCCCUCAGAAAAACCAACAGAAAAGCCAACAGAAGACUCUGAUUUGUGGAAUUCUCUUUUCUCAUUUGUAGCGGCCAAUGUUGGCUUUAAGUUCUUACGAUUUGUCAACGUGGUGAGAAAGACUUAUUCCUGCCUUUUGUCGUGGACAUGGGGGACUGUCAACAACUUCUUGUAUAAAUGCUCUUCUGUUAAUUCUCCUGCCUUGACGGAGGAACCGGUCCUCAAUCUGAUUGAUGCUGGUUUGGCCAUAAACACUGCUUACCCACUUAUGUUGCACCCUGAGAGAAAUGUCAAGCUCUUCCUCUCUUUUGAUUUCAGCUCUGGGGAUCCUUUUGAGACCCUCAAAAAAACCAUUAACUACUGUGAAAAACUAAGAAUCCCAUUUCCCAGAAUUGAUGAAAAAGAACUGAAUGACACAGAGAAUCCAAGAGACUGCUACAUCUUCAGAGGAGAUAAUGGCGUAACGGUCAUGCAUUUCCCACUGUUCAAUGAAGUGAACUGCCCAGGGAAAAUUAAAGAAUACAGUGACCAAUUUUCCACCUUCAAAAGGAACUAUAGCCGUGAAGAAAUCGAAAAGCUCAUAAUUGCAGCCAAGAUAAAUAUCAUCAACGUUAAGCAGAAGAUUGAGGAAGAGAUCAAGCGUACUAUGGGUUCACAACGUGCUUAAACAAAUC
Heteronotia binoei (common prickly gecko) is the source of this 2095-nucleotide messenger RNA. Its product is annotated as cytosolic phospholipase A2 gamma-like. The record is from RefSeq and is a predicted model, not a curated record. The transcript is spliced from 16 exons. Gene Ontology annotation, cellular component: nuclear envelope; cytosol; nucleoplasm. Bases 235 to 2088 code for a protein of 617 amino acids. Gene Ontology annotation, molecular function: calcium ion binding; calcium-dependent phospholipid binding. Gene Ontology annotation, biological process: glycerophospholipid catabolic process. NCBI's taxonomy places the organism in Eukaryota, Metazoa, Chordata, Lepidosauria, Squamata, Gekkonidae.